CCCCCGCUAUCGAACCUCGGCUCGAACGACGGCUCACAUCCAGCGGCGCUGCUCUCCCCGUCUCCGUACGGUCUCCUUUUCCCUACCCCGACGAUCGCCGUCUCAGCCGCCUCCCACCUGUAGCGGAGGGAAGUGUAUCGUUAACAUACGGUGGUGAUGGGCCCCGUGCCACCAGUGGGGAGCUCCAGCAGGUUCCCUGUGGCUGCAGGAGACCGGCUAAGCUCGCUUCCGGAUGACCUUCACACCAUCAUGUCAUUCAUCCCGGUGCGACAGGCCGUGCAGACAUGUGUGCUGUCACGGAGGUGGGAGCACCUCUGGUGCUCCAUGCCAUGUCUCAACAUCAAUCAACUGGAGUUCGACUUAGCAACCUCAAGGGCCAGUGGAGGUAGUCGGUUUGAGGAAUUUGUCAACAACCUGUUGAUGUUUCACAGUGCCUCAUCGUUGGAUAUGUUCCGGCUUCAUGUUACACACAGUUAUGAGUCUAAAGUUGUAGAGUGAUGGAUCCGCCGUGGAAUGAAAUGCUGCCCUGCAAUGAUGGAGAUAUAUGCCCCUUCUAGAAGGUAUGGGUUACCUCAUUUGGGUUCCAGUUCUUAUCACCUCAGAAGGCUGCAUCUUGUUAAGAUUGUUCUGGAUAAGAGUUUCCCGUGGCAGCUUUCUUCUGGCUGCCCUGUCCUGGAAGAUUUGAAGCUUGAUGGAUGUCUUCUUGGUUGUCCAGAAAUCACAUCUUGCACUCUGAGGAACUUGAUAGUCGCGGACUGUAUGAAUUACGGUGGUAAUGUGCUGACCAUCACAGCUCCAGCUCUUGUUUCUUUUUACCUGGUAAUUACUGUUGGAUGGAACUGGGAUGUUGUUUUGGUGAACGAGAUGCCAGCCCUUGUAAAAGCAACGGUUUGUUUGAAACAAGACAGGCAGUCUACGAGCAGCUCACCAAAAGAGCCAUGCAAGCUUCUCCGCAAUCUGAUUAACGUGAAAGAUUUAGAGCUAUCAGGUUUAAAAACAUUGUCGAUACUUCAUGGGGAAUCAGGAGAUACUUUCCCAACAUUUUCUAAUCUCAGAACCUUGUUGUUCGAUGUUUGUGAUCUGAGUGAUGACUUCCAGAUGCUGGGAUGCUUUCUGAACAACUCCCCAAGUUUAGAGAAGCUUACUCUGCAAUACUGCAAGCUCCCGGAAGGUUCCAAGAAAAGGAAAAGAAUGGAAAAUCCAAAGAGGAUGUCUAUAAAAUGUCAUGACGCACUAACUUUCCAGUGCCCAAGCUUGAAGUUGACAGAAAUCAAGUAUAAAGAAGACGAUGUCCACCAGCUGUUUGGCCUUUUGUCUGGCAUUUGGAGGAAUCUACGGAAGACUACCAUCAUACUUACCAAAGCCUGAAGUAUCAAAUCCCAGUACCUUUUGCAAUGCUUCUGACAUCUAGUUCCUUUGAAAUGUGGCAUGACUUAUGCCAUGGUCCACUAUCAUAUCAAGCACGUUGUUUGGGUUUUGGGGUUUCUCUAGAUGUCGGAUGGCACAGUGCUUACCUUCUAAGUACCUUUAUUUUUUAUCGAUGAAACAGUUAUGGGCCUAUGACCUGAUUUGUAGUGGCGACUGAUGACUAAUGGGCUGAUGACCAUUAGCAGAUCUUAUGAACAGAUCUGAGUUACUUUGUUCGCCACAUAUAUUAAGGAUGAGCCUCUAAAGUGAGUAAUAUGUCAUUGAAGAUUGUUUGCAAA
Panicum virgatum (switchgrass) is the source of this 1706-nucleotide messenger RNA. RefSeq lists its product as uncharacterized. The transcript is spliced from 4 exons. Lineage: Eukaryota; Viridiplantae; Streptophyta; Magnoliopsida; Poales; Poaceae. The record is from RefSeq and is a predicted model, not a curated record. The coding region runs from base 514 to 1368 and encodes 284 amino acids.